AAUAUUAACCCUUGUGGAUUACGACUUAAAAUAAUUAAGAAUUUCACCAUUUUAUUUCGCAAGCGCCGGUAAAGAGAGAAGUGCUACAAUAUGCUAAGAUAUAUAAUAAUUUCAUUGACGCUGAUUGUAUUUAUACAAUCCGGAGAUGCCGCACCGCGUGAAGCCCAAGUGAGUUUCGAACUAGAUGGACGCAUUAUCAAUGGCACGGCGGCGAGUUUCAAUGCCACUAAGCACCAAGUCUCAAUACGUCGGCGACGCACUGACGGCUACUUCUUCGGCACCGGUCAUCUCUGCGGUGGUUCGCUGAUUAGUUCGGAAGUUGUGCUCUCAGCGGCGCACUGCUUCGUGGAUUACGAUAUCAAUAACGGCACAUUCCGCCCGCAUGAGGACUUCAUUGUGGUGAUGGGCAAUCUGGAUCGUUUCGAGCGCAACAACUACACGCUCGUCUUCGAUAUUGCGAAAAUCGUCUAUAAUGUGAGCAUUUUCAAUCUAACCUCUUAUGAGUCGGACAUCGCUUUGGUGUUUCUGAAUGGUUCUGUGCCAGCUAAUUAUACCAGAGCACAAACAAUAACAAUGAAUACUCGACGAGUGCCUCAUGACACGGUUUGUCAGGUCACCGGUUGGGGUCAAACUGAACAGGGCUAUCUAUCGGAUAUAUUGAUGACUGUUGAUGUGCCGAUCAUUAAUGAAACCGUUUGCGCGAAUGAAAUGAAUUUUCAUCCUAGUUUGAUACGUGACGGUAUGUUUUGCGCCGGUUAUCGGCAAGGUGAGCGUGAUGCUUGCGGUGGGGAUUCCGGUGGUCCACUUGUGUGUAACAACAGAUUGACUGGUAUUGUAUCGUGGGGUAGAGGUUGUGCACAACCCGAUCUACCAGGUGUUUAUACUAAUGUCUCUUAUUGGUCGAAUUGGAUCGAAGAACAUACGGGUAUUAGAGGUGCAGGAGGUACAGCAAGCAUCAGUCAUGUAUCUGGCCUAUUGACUCUUCUAACACUGAGUUUUCUUAGUCUUUUGUGAAGACAUAUUUAAUUCUUUUAUUUUUUGUGUGUUCUAAUAUAGUUUUUCGCUUGAGACUA
This is a messenger RNA of Bactrocera neohumeralis, 1073 nucleotides long. RefSeq names its product trypsin eta-like. Gene Ontology annotation, biological process: proteolysis. The record is from RefSeq and is a predicted model, not a curated record. Lineage: Eukaryota; Metazoa; Arthropoda; Insecta; Diptera; Tephritidae. Bases 91 to 1014 code for a protein of 307 amino acids. Gene Ontology annotation, molecular function: serine-type endopeptidase activity. The transcript has 4 exons.